AUGGCUCUUCGAUUACUUCUAUCGAAUCGUUUAACAAUACCUCAACGAAAUUCAUGGACAAGAUUUUCUCGUUAUUAUACACCACUUGCAUUUGAAUAUCGUUCAAUAACACCUACCAAUUCAUCUAUAUAUUCUCAUCAACAUACAUACCGUACAUCAUUACUAUCAACACAUCGUCAAUAUCAUCUUUCGUUUAAAUUUGCUUCAUCAUCAAAUCCAUCAGGUUCAAAAGAUGGCAAUACUCCAUCAUCUUCAAAUGAUGGUAAAAAUCGAAAUGAUGAUGAUCAUGAUGCUGACGGAAUUCAUGAACCUACUGAUAAUACGGUUCCAGUCGUUAUUCAAGCAGGAAAUCCACUGAUGCCAGUUGAAGUACCAGAAAAUUAUCCAAUUGUUCCAUUGAUACCAGUUUCACGUCAUCCAUUAUUUCCAAAAUUUAUAAAAAUGCUUGAAAUCACAAACAAAGAUUUAAUGGAAUUGAUACGACGAAAAGUAAAAUUGAAUCAACCGUAUGCUGGCAUAUUUUUACGUAAGGAAACAUCAACAACAGAUGAAAAAUCAUCUACAAGCGAACCGAAAACACCUGAAUCAAUGAAAGAUAAACUGAUGAAAACAGUAACAGCAGAUGUAGUUAAAAAUCUUGAUGAAAUUUAUCAAAUUGGUUCAUUUGUACAAAUUCAUGAAGUACAUGAUAUGGGUGAUCGUUUACGAAUGAUUGUUAUGGCUCAUCGACGAAUUAAAAUUGUUGGUAUCGCACCAGAUGAUGUAGCCAUUGAAGAUGUAGAUCGACGACGUGCUCAACCAAAAUCAAAUGGUAAUCGUAGACGACCAAGACGAAAAGGUUCAUUAGAUAUAGAUGAUUCUGUUAUAGCAGAAGAAACAUCUACUGAGCCUUCACCACCAUCACCAACUGACAAACAAGAACCCAUUGUAGUCAAUAAAAUUUUAAUGAUCGAUACAGAAAAUGUUAUACAUGAUGAUUACGAACAAACACCCGAACUUAAGGCCAUCACUGCAGAACUUGUCAAAACUAUUCGAGAUAUUGUUGCAUUAAAUCCAUUCUACAGAGAAUCAAUUGCUGCACUUAUUCAUAGUGGUCAACGAGCUGAUCACCCUGUAUAUUUAAGUGAUUUAGGGGCAGCUCUUACAAGUGCUGAAGGUGAAGAACAACAAGCUAUUAUGGAAGAAAUGAAUAUUCCAAAUAGAUUAAUGCUUACAUUAAAUUUAUUAAAAAAAGAAUUAGAAAUGAGUCGUCUUCAACAGAAAAUUGGUAAAGAAGUUGAAGACAAAGUGAAUAAACAACAUAGAAAAUUUAUGUUAAUGGAACAAUUGCGUGUUAUUAAAAAAGAAUUAGGACUUGAAAAAGAUGAUAAAGAAGCAAUGAAUGAUAAAUUUCGUACGAGACUAAAAGAACUUACUAUACCACCACAUGUUAAAACAGUUAUUGAUGAAGAAUUAGAUCGAUUAAAUGUUCUUGAAAAACAUUCAGCUGAAUUUAAUAUUUGUACAAAUUAUCUUGAUUGGUUAACCAAUAUUCCAUGGGGUAAAAUAAGUGAAGAGAAAACUGAUCUUGAUCGUGCACAAAUUAUACUCGAUGAAGAUCAUCAUGGAAUGGAAGAUAUUAAGAAACGAAUUCUUGAAUUUAUUGCUGUAAGUCAUUUGAAAAAAUCAACACAUGGAAAAAUUCUUUGUUUCUAUGGGCCACCUGGUGUUGGAAAAACUAGUGUGGCUAAAUCAAUUGCACGUGCACUUAAUCGAGAAUAUUUUCGAUUUAGUGUAGGAGGAAUGCAUGAUACUGCAGAAAUUAAAGGUCAUCGUCGAACUUAUGUCGGUGCCAUGCCAGGAAAAAUGAUUCAAUGUUUAAAAAAAACGAAAACAGAAAAUCCACUUGUAUUAAUUGAUGAAAUCGAUAAAAUUGGUCGUGGUGGUUUUCAUGGUGAUCCAUCAGCUGCUCUACUUGAAAUGCUUGAUCCCGAACAGAAUGCAAAUUUUCUUGAUCAUUAUCUUGAUGUUCCUAUUGAUCUAUCCAAAGUACUAUUUAUAUGUACAGCUAAUGUUCUUGAUACUAUUCCUGAACCAUUGCGAGAUCGUAUGGAAGUUAUUGAAGUAUCUGGAUAUGUUGCUGAAGAAAAAUUAGCUAUUGCAAAAAAUUAUUUAAUUCCACAAGCAAGUAAACAAACAGCUAUUAAGAGCGAUAUUAUUGAAAUAACUGAUAAAGCUUUGAUGUAUCUCAUAAAAGCUUAUUGUCGUGAAAGUGGCGUUCGAAAUUUACAAAAACAUAUUGAAAAAAUAUUCCGAAAAGUUGCCUUCAAAGUUGUUAAAGAAGGUGAAAAGAAAAUGAUUAUUGAUGAAGGAAAUCUUCACGAGUUCGUUGGAAAACCAGUAUAUACAUCCGAUAGAAUGUAUGAAUUAACACCACCGGGUGUUUCUAUGGGCCUUGCAUGGACAGCUAAUGGUGGAAGUGUGCUUUUCAUCGAAUCACGUUUUACUAAUCCUAUCGAUGCGUUCGAUGUAUCGAGCAGUGAUGAAAAAGCUGAUAAAACUAGUGGAGCAUCUGGUAGUUUAAUAUUAACAGGUAAAUUAGGUGAUGUUAUGAAAGAAAGUUGUACAAUUGCGUUAACUUAUGCAAAAUCAUUUUUACAACAACUCGAUCCAAAGAAUCGAUCAUUACGUGUUGGUCAUAUACAUGUACACGUGCCAGAAGGAGCAACACCAAAAGAUGGUCCAUCAGCUGGCUGUACAAUAGUAACAGCACUUCUAUCACUUGGCUUAAAUAAACCAAUAAGACAAGAUGUUGCUAUGACUGGUGAAGUAUCAUUAACUGGUCGAGUUUUGCCAGUUGGUGGUAUAAAAGAAAAAGUCAUUGCUGCCAAACGAGCAAACGUUCAUACAGUUAUACUACCGUACGAAAAUCAAAAAGAUUAUAACGACCUUCAAGAUUUCAUUAAAGAUGGGCUCAUCGUUCAUUUUGCUAAAACAUACGCUGAUGUUUAUAAAAUUAUAUUCGAUGAUCAAUAA
Molecule: messenger RNA, 3015 nt
Organism: Rotaria socialis
Lineage: Eukaryota; Metazoa; Rotifera; Eurotatoria; Philodinida; Philodinidae
Source: the annotation of a GenBank genome assembly